CUCAUCGCCUCCUCGUACCGCCCCUUCCUUGCCCCCUCACAGCCCAGUCACCGCCCGACCCCGCCGCGCCCCGCGGGCGAUGGCGGCCGAGGCGCGUUCGGCCCGGUCGGGGUCGCCCCGUGUCCCCCCGGGGGUUCUGUGGCUGCAGGCUGCACUCCAAGCGAUGCACAGGGGAGGGGACAGCAGGGAAGGGCCUUUUCCAUGAAUUGUCCGUGUCCCGUCAGCCACGUGUAGGGAGACCGGCAGUUCCGAGCCCUGUCUGCGCCCUCCGUGCUUACUGAAAAGGAUGGGAAUGGAGCUGCCACACAUCAUAUUUUCCUUGUGCUUGAAGUAGCCACCAGGCCUCCUGACUUUACUUUGCUGAUCCAGUAUAGUUUCUGCGUAUUUGAAAAUGGACGAUGAUGAUGACAUUCCUCAGCUUUCAUCCCACACGUUGGCUGCUCUCCAGGAGUUCUAUUUGGAACAGCAGCAGAGAGAGGGCAUGAAGACCUCCCAAGGGUUUAAUCAAUAUUCCAUUGGCUCAAUAGAAGAAGACUGGCAACUGAGCCAGUUUUGGUACAGUGAUGAAACUGCAUCGUGCCUGGCUAAGGAAGCAGUUCUGGCAGCUGGAAAAGGUGGCAGGAUAGCAUGUGUUAGUGCACCGAGUGUGUACCAGAAACUGAAAGAACAGGAUGGUGAAGAUUUUUCUGCAUGUAUACUGGAGUAUGACAGAAGGUUUUCUGUCUAUGGAGAAGAAUUUGUCUUCUAUGACUACAACCACCCUUUGGACUUACCUGAAAAUCUCCUGCCACACAGUUUUGACAUUGUAAUAGCAGAUCCACCCUAUCUGUCUGAGGAAUGUCUUCAAAAGACUGCAGAGACCAUCAAGUAUCUAACAAAAGGAAAGAUUCUGCUUUGCACAGGUGCAGUCAUGGAGGAACAGGCAGCAAAGCAUCUUGGUGUGAAGAUGUGCAAGUUUAUUCCAAAACACUCACGAAAUUUAGCCAAUGAAUUUCGAUGUUAUGUGAACUAUGCUUCUGGGCUGGACUGAUUCUCCUAAGAUCAUCUACAAAUCUACAUCUUUUUCAGUCAAGCUUCUUUCUUUUUUUUAUCAGUUGUGCCGCAUUUCUCAGAGCUGAAAUAUUCCAAGUACUGUUUUCUGGGAUAGCUGGAAUCAACACGGUGUGGUAACCUCUCUUUUAAACGAGUAAGCAUUUGCAGUUACUGUGUUUUGUAUUAGGUAAAUGCAGACCAAGCAAUGCAGGUGCUGAAUAAUGGGAACUUCUCUGUUGGAGUUGCAUUUUAACUGGUAGCUUUUCCCAUCAGUGACCUCUUUGAUGUGAUUUUGGCUUAUAACAACUUGUGGGUGUUUGCCUUGCAGGCAUCAGAAUCAUCAUUGCCAAAGAACUUGAUAUUUCUGUAGAAAUGUGACCCAUACAUGUCCCUUAAAUCUUGAAUCAUAAUGGCUCUGAUUAAAUAUAGUGCCUGCUUUUAAUCAUUUCAAUAUCAAAGUAAAGAGGAUCCACGGGUAUGUCAAGUUUAUAGUCACAAGAAUGGUUAUAGUUUUCAUCCAGUUGUCCGGGUUUUUUUCUCUUUUCCACAGAGAGCAGCAGAGCAGUAGAAUAGAAGCAUCUUAAAAAUCAUUGAAUCUUACAAGGCCACUGAGGAAUAGCAUAUUGAUAAACUCCCACUGUUUCAAAUAGAAAAAUGUUAGAUUUUAUAUUCAAGGUUUGGACUAUGUAUCAGUCAAAAUAGAUGAUACAUUGGAAAAACUUUACAUAAGUAGAGAUUUUUUAUAACUGGGACUUUUGUGGACAACCUUUUUAUAACAGUGCUGAAAUAUUUUGGGGUGGAAGUUAGUUCAUGAAUUUCAAGGCACUCAAAGCUUUUAUAAUCUCUAAAAACAUUCCACAAAACACAAGCACUUGUCUUUGUAUGUCAUACUGUGUAAAGGUUAACAGAAAUGCUGCAUCUACAUAAUGAAUCACAUAAAAUCAAGUACUAAAUUUAUUUUGUGGUGGGAGUAAACCUAAUUAAGCUUUUGAGAUGAGACUUUUAUAAUAAUACUCAUGUUUCUGCUGUUUGGAUGCAGAUUUUCCCAUCUGGUAGAGUAAACAGCUGAGCAGGAAUAAUAUAAAUGGAUUAUAAUCUUCUCUCAGUGCUCAGAGAAUGGUGCUGUCUGAGCUGGACACAACAGUGGUUCAUUUCACCCAAGCCACUGUAUCUAUUCUCCCUGUUCUCCAAGAGAUCUGUUUGCUUCCUGAGGCUUUUCCCUCCUCACAUUUUAUACCUGCUGCUUGGUCCCUGCAUGUAGUGUUCCUGGGUUCCAUGGUAACAGUUUUCUUGCUCUUUCACACACCUUGGUUUCUGUCAGACUGGUCACAGGUGUUAAAACGAGGAAAGUGCAGCAGAGGAAGCACCUGCAGGGAGAACAGGACUCUCCCUUCCGCUCUGUGAGCCCAGGGCCCAUACAGUCUUGCCUUUCAAACCAGGUGCCAUCCUUGCUGCUGAGCCAGAAUUCCCUGAAAAUGAUUGUCCACAGGUGACAUACAGCUGGGUUUAGUUGUUUUCUGGGAGGCUAGACUGUCGCUUUCAUGUGGCCAGUUUGAAAAUAAAGAAAACCAGAAAGAUAACUGCAUAGCUGUUGGCACUAAUCUGUACUUUAACUGGUUUAUUACCUCAGUGUCUUGCACACCAAGCAGGUGGAGACAAUGAAGUAACUUACAGAACUUUGUUUUUAACUGCAUAGAGGUUUCAAGUGGGACAGAUGUUAUUGCCAGAAGGGUUGAUACUGUUCCCCUGCCACUCACCUAAAUUAGAAUGUGCUGUUCAAAUCAAAGCCUCAUCUAUUUUGCUGCUUUGCUCACUGCAUUUUAGUAAAUGUGUGUUAUUGGGCUCUCCAUGGCAGAGUUAAAAGUCAACUUUGCUGACUUCGUCAGAGAUGUUUCUUAAAAAGAUAGAAGUGCACCAUUCAAUUGUACCAAGAAGUUCACUUCCAAGAAAAUCACUACUGCUUCUCACAUGUAGGUCAGACCGCUUUGAAAAGGGGCACUGUGAAGAUGCAUAGUUGUGGAACUGAGGGUACAUGAAACUCUGUGCAGAUGCACUCAACACCGCAGCCCGUUGUGCACCAGCUUCCCUCUUAAAAGCCUGGGGAGUGCAGGCAGCUGCCCAAGCAGAGCUUGACUGCUGGCAUUUACAGCCUUCAUCAGUGAUUGGGAGAUAAACUAUUUUUGUCAUACUUGAUUCCAAGGAAGUAGGUAGCUUUUUCUGAGAAAAAAUCCAUAGUGAAUUUGUGUUUUGUGGCAGCAUGACAACUUCUAGUAUGUGACAGCAAAACCUUCUUUUCUUCUGUAACAGAUUGUGAAUAAAAUAUCAGUGUCAA
This is a messenger RNA of Oenanthe melanoleuca, 3364 nucleotides long. RefSeq names its product EEF1A lysine methyltransferase 1 (gene EEF1AKMT1). Gene Ontology annotation, biological process: methylation. Gene Ontology annotation, molecular function: protein-lysine N-methyltransferase activity; nucleic acid binding. NCBI's taxonomy places the organism in Eukaryota, Metazoa, Chordata, Aves, Passeriformes, Muscicapidae. The transcript has 5 exons. The coding region runs from base 392 to 1030 and encodes 212 amino acids. The record is from RefSeq and is a predicted model, not a curated record.